Triticum dicoccoides is the source of this 5774-nucleotide messenger RNA. RefSeq names its product clathrin heavy chain 1-like. Lineage: Eukaryota; Viridiplantae; Streptophyta; Magnoliopsida; Poales; Poaceae. The transcript is spliced from 29 exons. Gene Ontology annotation, molecular function: clathrin light chain binding; structural molecule activity. The record is from RefSeq and is a predicted model, not a curated record. Gene Ontology annotation, biological process: intracellular protein transport; receptor-mediated endocytosis. Bases 141 to 5345 code for a protein of 1734 amino acids. Gene Ontology annotation, cellular component: Golgi apparatus; clathrin complex; chloroplast.
GGUUCCUCCUCCUCCCGUCCUCAGAUCAGAUCCGAUCUCUCGCUCGCUCGCUCGCUCGCACCGGCCGGGCGAGACGACGCACGACCGACCCCCCUCCCCUCCCCUCCGACUGUGUCCUCUCGCCACCGCCGUCUGCCGCCAUGGCGGCGGCUAACGCCCCCAUCGCCAUGCGCGAGGCCCUCACGCUGACGAGCCUGGGGAUCGCGCCGCAGUUCAUCACCUUCACCCACGUCACCAUGGAGUCGGACAGGUACAUCUGCGUCCGGGAGACCUCGCCGCAGAACAGCGUCGUCAUCAUCGACAUGGCCAUGCCCAGCCAGCCCCUCCGCAGGCCCAUUACCGCCGACUCCGCGCUCAUGAACCCCAACACCAGGAUCCUCGCGCUCAAAGCUCAAAUACCUGGAACCACACAGGAUCACCUGCAAAUCUUUAAUAUUGAAGCUAAAACUAAAAUCAAGUCACACCAGAUGCCAGAGCAGGUUGUGUUUUGGAAAUGGAUCACCCCAAAGUUGCUGGGUUUGGUAACACAGGCAUCAGUUUAUCACUGGUCAAUUGAAGGAGAUUCUGAGCCCAUUAAGAUGUUCGAUAGGACAGCUAAUUUGGCGAAUAAUCAGAUUAUCAACUAUCGGUGUGAUCCAGCGGAGAAGUGGCUCGUGCUUAUCGGAAUUGCACCUGGUGCUCCGGAGAGGCCACAGCUGGUAAAGGGAAAUAUGCAACUUUUUUCUGUGGAUCAGCAGCGUAGUCAAGCACUUGAAGCCCAUGCUGCUUCUUUUGCAACAUUCAAGGUUCCUGGCAACGAGAACCCAUCCACCCUCAUCUGUUUUGCUUCUAAGGCAUCUAAUGCUGGAACAAUUACUUCUAAGUUGCAUAUUAUUGAACUGGGCGCCCAGCCAGGGAAACCUGGCUUUUCCAAGAAACAAGCCGAUCUCUUCUUCCCACCAGAUUUCCAGGAUGAUUUUCCUGUAGCCAUGCAGAUCUCUCAAAAGUAUGGCCUUGUCUAUGUAAUUACGAAGCUUGGGCUGCUGUUUGUAUAUGACUUGGAAACUGCCGCGGCAGUUUAUAGAAAUAGAAUCAGUCCAGACCCCAUAUUCUUGACUGCAGAGUCUUCAACAACCGGUGGAUUCUAUGCCAUUAACAGAAGAGGGCAGGUUUUGCAUGCCACAGUUAACGAUGCAACUGUUGUUCCUUUUGUCAGUGGUCAAUUAAACAACCUUGAACUUGCCGUGAAUCUUGCCAAAAGAGCCAAUCUCCCUGGGGCGGAGAACUUGGUUGUGCAAAGAUUCCAGGAACUGUUCGCACAGACAAAAUAUAAGGAAGCAGCAGAGUUGGCUGCAGAAUCCCCGCAGGGUCUUCUACGAACUCCCGAGACUGUUGCCAAAUUCCAGAGUGUUCCUGUUCAAGCUGGACAAACACCUCCACUGUUGCAGUACUUUGGCACAUUGCUUACUCGAGGGAAGCUCAAUGCUUACGAAUCUCUUGAGUUAUCUCGACUUGUUGUCAAUCAGAACAAGAAGAACCUUUUGGAAAAUUGGUUGGCGGAAGACAAGUUGGAGUGCAGUGAAGAGCUUGGAGAUCUUGUAAAGACGGUAGACAAUGAUCUUGCGCUAAAAAUAUACAUAAAGGCUAGGGCAACCCCGAAAGUCGUUGCCGCUUUUGCUGAGAGGAGGGAGUUUGACAAGAUCCUUAUAUACUCAAAGCAGGUUGGAUACACUCCGGACUACCUCUUCCUCCUCCAGACCAUCUUACGUACGGAUCCACAGGGAGCUGUCAACUUUGCUCUCAUGAUGUCACAAAUGGAGGGAGGUUGCCCGCUGGAUUAUAAUACCAUAACUGAUCUCUUCCUUCAGAGAAAUAUGAUACGAGAAGCAACAGCUUUUCUGUUGGAUGUUCUAAAACCAAAUUUGGAAGAGCAUGCUUUUCUUCAAACCAAGGUUUUGGAGAUCAACUUGGUAACUUACCCAAAUGUCGCCGAUGCCAUCCUUGCUAAUGGUAUGUUCAGUCACUACGAUCGCCCUCGUAUUGCUCAGCUGUGUGAAAAGGCUGGCCUGUACUUGCGGGCUCUCCAGGUGAGUAUUUUUGCACGGAUUCAUUUUGGGUUGAUUCUCUUUGGCUCACUAUCUAAUUGUUCUUAUACUGCAAUGCAGCACUAUGCAGAGUUACCUGAUAUCAAACGUGUUAUCGUGAAUACCCAUGCUAUUGAGCCGCAGGCACUCGUUGAGUUCUUUGGAACCCUUUCUAAAGAAUGGGCACUGGAAUGCAUGAAGGACCUUCUACUGGUCAACCUGAGAGGAAAUCUUCAAAUUGUUGUGCAGGCCGCCAAGGAAUACUGUGAGCAGCUUGGAGUUGACGCCUGUAUUAAACUGUUCGAACAAUUUAAAUCAUACGAGGGGCUCUACUUCUUCCUAGGGUCCUAUUUGAGCUCAAGUGAGGAUCCAGAUAUCCAUUUCAAAUAUAUAGAAUCAGCUGCAAGGACUGGACAGAUUAAAGAAGUUGAGCGAGUCACAAGAGAGUCUAACUUUUACGACGCUGAGAAGACAAAGAACUUUCUGAUGGAAGCGAAACUACCUGAUGCCCGUCCACUCAUAAAUGUCUGCGAUCGCUUCGGUUUUGUUCCAGAUCUUACUCACUAUCUGUACACAAACAAUAUGCUCCGGUACAUCGAAGGCUAUGUACAGAAGGUGAACCCUGGAAAUGCUCCGUUGGUAGUGGGGCAGUUACUUGAUGACGAGUGCCCGGAAGAUUUCAUUAAGGGUUUGAUUUUGUCUGUUCGAUCUCUUCUUCCUGUCGAGCCACUGGUUGAUGAAUGCGAGAAGAGGAACCGUCUACGUUUACUGACACAAUUCCUGGAGCACUUAGUGAGCGAGGGUAGCCAAGAUGUGCAUGUCCACAAUGCUCUUGGGAAAAUUAUCAUUGACAGCAACAACAAUCCUGAGCAUUUCCUUACUACCAACCCGUUCUAUGACUCACGUGUGGUGGGUAAAUACUGUGAAAAGAGGGAUCCUACUCUUGCUGUUGUUGCGUACAGACGUGGACAGUGUGAUGAAGAACUUAUCAAUGUUACCAACAAAAACUCGCUGUUCAAGCUGCAAGCUAGGUAUGUGGUUGAAAGAAUGGACGGUGAUCUGUGGGAUAAAGUUCUACAGCCUGAUAACGAAUAUAGAAGGCAGUUCAUUGACCAAGUGGUUUCUACUGCAUUGCCCGAAAGCAAGAGUCCUGAGCAAGUUUCUGCUGCUGUUAAGGCUUUCAUGACAGCUGACCUCCCUCAUGAACUGAUUGAACUUCUUGAGAAGAUUGUCCUUCAGAAUUCCGCGUUCAGUGGAAACUUCAAUCUUCAGAAUCUGCUCAUCUUGACAGCCAUCAAGGCGGACUCAUCUAGGGUCAUGGACUAUGUUAACAGACUAGACAACUUUGAUGGUCCUGCCGUCGGAGAAGUAGCAGUUGAAGCACAACUUUAUGAGGAGGCUUUUGCCAUAUUCAAGAAGUUCAACUUAAAUGUGCAGGCUGUCGAUGUUCUGUUGGAUAACAUCCGAAGCAUAGAAAGGGCGGAAGAGUUUGCAUUCCGUGUCGAAGAAGAUGCUGUCUGGAGCCAGGUUGCCAAGGCCCAGUUGCGUGAAGGUCUAGUCAGCGAAGCAAUCGAGUCCUUCAUUCGUGCAGAUGAUGUGACACAUUUCCUUGAUGUCAUCCGCGCUGCGGAGGAAGCCAAUGUAUACCAUGAUUUGGUCAAGUACUUGUUGAUGGUAAGGCAAAAGGCAAGGGAGCCCAAAGUCGACAGCGAACUCAUCUUUGCAUAUGCUAAGAUUGAUAGGCUCAGUGACAUUGAAGAGUUUAUUCUGAUGCCGAAUGUUGCCAAUCUCCAAAAUGUUGGCGACCGUCUGUAUGAUGAAGAGCUCUAUGAAGCUGCAAAGAUCAUCUAUGCCUUCAUCUCAAACUGGGCUAAGCUGGCUGUCACUUUGGUCAAGCUAAAGCAGUUCCAAGGUGCUGUAGAUGCUGCUCGCAAGGCUAACAGCGCUAAAACAUGGAAGGAGGUCUGCUUUGCUUGUGUUGACGCUGAGGAGUUCCGUCUAGCACAAAUCUGUGGUCUCAACAUUAUCGUUCAGGUUGAUGACUUGGAGGAAGUGAGUGAAUACUACCAGAACAGAGGAUGUUUCAGUGAACUUAUUUCCCUCAUGGAGAGUGGUCUUGGACUUGAGCGGGCACACAUGGGCAUCUUUACUGAAUUGGGAGUUCUCUAUGCCAGAUACCGCCCUGAGAAGCUCAUGGAACACAUCAAACUCUUCUCCACCCGUCUCAACAUUCCUAAGCUUAUCCGUGCUUGUGAUGAACAACAGCACUGGAAAGAGCUUACAUACCUAUACAUUCAAUAUGAUGAAUUUGACAAUGCUGCUACCACUAUCAUGAACCAUUCUCCAGAUGCAUGGGAUCACAUGCAAUUUAAGGAUGUCUGUGUUAAAGUUGCAAAUGUUGAGAUUUAUUACAAGGCAGUGCAUUUCUAUUUGCAAGAGCACCCUGAUCUCAUCAAUGAUCUUCUCAAUGUGCUCGCACUUCGUUUGGAUCAUGCCAGAGUUGUAGAUAUAAUGCGCAAGGCUGGUCAGUUGCAUCUUGUGAAACCGUACAUGGUUGCAGUUCAGAGCAACAAUGUCUCUGCUGUCAAUGAAGCUUUGAAUGAGCUUUAUGUCGAAGAGGAGGACUACGAGAGGCUCCGUGAAUCUGUUGACAUGCAUGAUAACUUUGAUCAGAUAGGUCUUGCCCAGAAGCUUGAGAAGCAUGAGUUGCUUGAGAUGAGAAGGAUUGCUGCCUACAUUUACAAGAAGGCUGGCAGAUGGAAGCAAUCCAUUGCCCUAUCGAAGAAAGACAACAUGUACAAGGAUUGCAUGGAGACAUGCUCACAGUCUGGUGACCGUGAGCUCUCAGAGGACUUGCUUGUCUAUUUCAUCGGACAGGGAAAGAAAGAAUGUUUUGCUUCUUGCCUCUUCAUUUGCUACGACUUGAUUCGUGUGGAUGUUGCUCUUGAGCUUGCAUGGACGAAUAACAUGCUGGAUUUUGCGUUCCCCUAUCUAUUACAGUUCAUCCGUGAGUACACAAGCAAGGUGGAUGAUUUGGUGAAGGACAGAAUAGAAUCGCAGAAGGAAGAAAAAGCUAAAGAGAACGAAGAGAAGGAACUAGUUGCGCAGCAGAACAUGUACGCUCAAUUGCUUCCUCUGGCCUUGCCUGCUCCGCCCGGCAUGAUGGGCGGUCCACCUCCGAUGGGUGGAAUGGGCAUGCCGCCGAUGGGCGGGAUGGGUAUGCCUCCGAUGGGUCCUGGUCCAAUGCCAGCAUACGGGAUGCCUCCAAUGGGAAGCUACUGAGUCAACCAGCCUCUGUUGUAUGAAUUUGAAGAGUACAGAUGAUGUGAAGUAUUUCAGUUGAUGCAGAGGGAGGGAAAGAAUCAUGAAUGUCUAUCCCAGAGAGGUAUCUUCCAAGGUGUAUAUCUGCGUCAUUGGUUGUUCCAGUUAAUAUUCUUUUGGUACCAGGACAAUUUUGGCAAGCGAAAUCUCUAGCCGAGCUUGAGUUAAUUACAGGAUUGCUAUAUUAUAUAUAUUAUAUUACGGUCGGAUAGGAUGAGCAGCAGCAUGACUGGUUAGGCCCCUGGUACCAUUUGUAUAGGUGUUAUAUUGGAAGUCUGUAGACAUUCUGCAUGUACACUCGUCGGUGUUGGUGUUGCUGCCAGCCAUAAACACAUCAAAUACUGUCUGUAUGUUGUUAAUUACCGGUUUCGAUCUCUUGUCCAGUGCUUA